AUGGCCACCGCACCGCGUCCUUCGAUGCUUGCGACACCGAGAAGGCCGUUUGGCACUUCAGCUCCUUCCAACGCCGAGAUGCGCAAAGUCUAUGCCGAUUUGGAGAACAACAACGCCGUCUUUGACUUUUCCAGUAUUGUCUCCGCAGUAAAGACCUUUUCCACCCGCUUCCGCGCCUACACCGAGAAUGCCAUUUCCAACAUUCACGACGACAAGGCUGAAUUCGAUGCCAAUCGCAUGGAGCAUCGCAACCAACUCACAACGCUCGAACGUGAGAUCGAGGACACCAAGGCGAGUCAAGGCGAACUGUGGGAUACCAUCGCUAAGGAGCGCGAUCAGGACGCCAAGCUUCGUGCGAGACAGCAAACACUCCAAGCUCAAAAGGCAUCCGUAACACAGCGAUGCAACGAGCUGCAGGCCGAGAUCACAGAGUUGAGGCAGAACCUCGAAAAGAAGAAGGAGGCAAAGGAGUUACAGAGGGAGAAGCUAAAGGCGCAGAUCGACAAGAACGGUCCCGAGCUGCGUUUGCUCGAGGCCAAGACUGGCUGCUCGGUGGUGCCAACCAAAGUUGGCGAUCAGCUCAAGUUCACCUUCAAUCUCAUGAACGCCGACGACUGGUCCAAGGAAUACCAUUUCACCAUCGACGUCAGCAGCAGCAGGUACAAGAUCACAUCCGUAUCGCCAAAACUUGAUACUAGCCUCCAAGAGUCAUUGCUACAAGAGCUCAAUUCUACACGCAAAUUUUACACGUUUGUCAAAAAGAUGCGCGCUGCUCUGCGUGCUCAGGUGGAGAAGGAGCGUCUCGAGGCGCGCGAUGCUGCGCGCCGUGGAGGUCAUUAA
Mycosarcoma maydis (corn smut) is the source of this 840-nucleotide messenger RNA. RefSeq lists its product as uncharacterized. The coding region runs from base 1 to 840 and encodes 279 amino acids. NCBI's taxonomy places the organism in Eukaryota, Fungi, Basidiomycota, Ustilaginomycetes, Ustilaginales. Gene Ontology annotation, cellular component: Ndc80 complex. The transcript has a single exon. The record is from RefSeq and is a predicted model, not a curated record. Gene Ontology annotation, biological process: chromosome segregation.